Colletotrichum truncatum is the source of this 7569-nucleotide messenger RNA. RefSeq names its product polyketide synthase. Gene Ontology annotation, biological process: secondary metabolite biosynthetic process; fatty acid biosynthetic process. The record is from RefSeq and is a predicted model, not a curated record. Gene Ontology annotation, molecular function: oxidoreductase activity; fatty acid synthase activity; phosphopantetheine binding. Lineage: Eukaryota; Fungi; Ascomycota; Sordariomycetes; Glomerellales; Glomerellaceae.
AUGGCAUCUAUCGCGCCCAGUACAAGGUUCAUAUCCAGCGCCGAACCAUACAGAAUGAACGGAGACACGAAUGAGUAUGAUAUAGAGAUGUUCGACGACGAAGCAAGCAAUACAGAGUCUGGACCCUCUGUCGCUUCUUCAGGCGCUCUGGAUGGACAUAAUGACACCACGGUUACCCCCAACAGCGAGCCUGCGAUGGAGCAACAUCUACCUCCCAUCGCUAUCGUUGGCAUAGGACUCAGACUUCCCGGCAACGUAUCCACGACGGAAGAGUUUUGGGAUCUUUUAGUCAACAAGAGAAGCACAAGAUGCCGGGUACCUGAGAGCCGCUUCAACGUCGAUGCCUUCUAUAGCGACUCGGGGAAGCCCGGCACCGUGAACAGCAAGUACGGACAUUACCUCGACAUUGAUAUCGAUCGAAUGGAUGCCUCAUUCUUCUCCAUGAGUAAGGCCGAAGUGGAGAAGCUCGAUCCUCAACAGAGACUACUUCUGGAGGUCGUCUGGGAAUGUAUGGAGAAUGGCGGCCAGAAAAACUGGCGGGGCGGUAACAUAGGCUGCUAUGUUGGCGUCUACGGCGACGACUGGCUGGACCUUUCUGCGAAAGAUCCUCAGCGUCUAGGAAUGUACCGAAUAACCAGUUCUGCAGAGUUUGGCGUUGCAAACCGGUUAUCGUAUGAAUUUGACCUCAAGGGGCCUAGUAUGACAAUCCGCACGGCAUGCUCUUCUUCUUUGGUAGGCCUGCACGAGGCUUGCCAAGCAAUCUACUCGGGAUCAUGUGAUUCCGCUGUGGUAGCCGGCGCAAAUGUCAUCGUGUCUCCAACCCUCGCCGUCACAUUGACCGAGCAGGGCGUCAUCUCGCCCUCCGGCGUUUGCCAGUCUUUUGACAAGAAGGCCGACGGCUACGUCAGAGCCGAGGCGGUCAACGCCGUGUAUGUUAAAAAACUGAGCGAUGCCUUGCGGGACGGCGACCCUAUCCGCGGCGUCAUCCGGGCAACCGGCUCCAACUUUGACGGAAAGACUAGUGGUAUCACGAACCCUAGCAAAGAAAGCCAAGAGAAUCUCAUUCGACGGACGUACCGCGCGGCCAAUAUUUCUAAUCCUGGAAAUACGGGCUUCGUGGAAUGCCAUGGAACCGGCACGGCGGUGGGCGAUCCUUUGGAGACGUCCGCUGUCGGGAAAGUCUUUGGCGGGCAGGGAGAAGUUCUGAUUACGUCGGUCAAGCCAAAUGUUGGUCACUCUGAAGGCGCAUCCGGUCUCACUAGUUUGAUCAAGGCUGUGCUGGCGCUGGAGAAGGAGGUCGUUCCGCCAAAUAUCAACUUUUCCGAUCCGAAUCCAAAGAUUGGGUGGCAAGAAUUUGGCCUUCGAGUGCCGACGGAGGCCCUUCCGUGGCCAGAAAAUCGUGCAGCCCGCGUAUCUGUGAAUAACUUUGGGAUUGGUGGCGCAAAUGCACACGUUAUUAUAGAUUCGCCAAAGCCGUUCCAGAAGAAUAUAUCGAAGGUCGAGGCAUAUGGACAACAUCUGCUCCUUUUCUCCGCGCAUGACCCUGGUUCUUUAAACAACAUGGUCUCUCAAGUGAAAGAGUACGCCAGCAAGCAUCAAGACCGCCUUGCAGAUAUUUCUUUUACACUGGGAGUCCGGCGAGAACAGCUUGCCCACCGAACAUUCGCAAUUGCUGAUAGGACUGGUCUAUUCCAAGCUUCCCCAGUCGUACAAUGUACCGACAAGUCGCCCAGACGCGUCAACUUCGUUUUCACCGGUCAGGGAGCUCAAUGGGCCAGCAUGGCCGUCGAGUUGUUGGAUGAGUUUCCCUCCUUCCUUUCCGAUAUCAGACACAUGGACAGGACACUAAAAGCAUUACAUCAUGCACCGAUUUGGUCAAUGGAAGAGGAAUUAUUGCGACCUUUGAAGCAAAGCAGAAUCGACCAGCCCGAAUUUGCGCAGCCUAUCUGCACUGCUGUACAAAUUGGAAUCAUUCGUCUUCUUCGGUCCUGGAACGUCCUGCCAGCAGCCGUCGUAGGCCAUUCGAGCGGCGAGAUAGCCGCGGCAUUUGCAGCUGGCUUGCUGACUCUUGAAGCAUCCAUCGCCGUCGCGUACUACCGUGGACAGGUUACAAGACAGCAGCUUCGUUCCGGAGCCAUGGCUGCAGUCGGUCUUGGCCCUUCGGAUGUAAAGCAAUACCUGGAAGCCGGUGUUGUCGUCGCUUGUGAAAACAGUGCCACCAGCACGACAAUAAGUGGCGACUCAGAUGCUUUAGACUCGGUUCUUGAAAAGAUCAAGGUUGAAAGGCCUGAAUGCUUCGUUCGUAAGCUUAAAGUCGACAAGGCGUACCAUUCCCAUCACAUGCAGGAAGUUGGCGAUUUAUACCAGAAACUCCUUCAUGACUUUAUCCCGGGAUCCAUGUUCCCCGACGACGAAGAGGAUGGGGAGAAAGAAACCUCCGUUGUCUUGUUCUCAAGUGUCACUGGCAAGCAAGCGACAAGGGCUCAGAUGGGCCCGGCAUAUUGGAGGAUGAACCUCGAAUCCCCGGUAGUAUUCUCUUCUGCAGUGCAGGCAAUGCUAGCUUCUACCACAGAGGAAUCCUUGUGCCUCGAGAUCGGCCCUCACUCCGCAUUAUCGGCCCCCCUCCGAGAUAUCAUCAAGUCCGCCAACCUACAGAACUCGGUUGCCUACGUACCCACACUGCUCCGUAACCAGAACAGCACGCAAUCACUGCUUUCAUGCCUUGGACAGCUCUUUCAGCACUCGGUUAAUAUCGACAUACCCACAAAGUCCGACUAUAGGGUGCUGACCGAUCUUCCCAACUACUCCUGGCGACGUGAAGAGGCGUAUUGGAACGAAAGCCGUGUAUCCCGAGAAUGGCGUCUGCGCAAGUUUCCUCCACAUGAGCUGCUCGGCAUUCGAACCCUCGAGGCCUCUGACACGAGGCCAACAUGGAGGAAUAUCCUGAAACUUAACGAUGUCCCUUGGCUGCCAGACCAUAGGAUUAAAGAUGAUAUAGUACUUCCUGCUGCUGCUUAUCUAGCUAUGGCGGGCGAAGCUGUUCGUCAAGUUGCGGACGGUCCCGUGGUCGAUUUCUAUCUGCGACAAGUCAACAUUAAAGCCGCGCUUGUGCUACGCGAAGCAGAAGGUGCGGAGCUAAUGACAUACUUGGCACCAAUGCGCCUCGUGUCGAGUUUGGAUUCCUCCUGGUACGAGUUCUCAAUUGUCUCGCACAACGGCAGCGGCUGGGUUGAACACUGCAACGGUCAAGUGAGAGCCGGCAAAGGAGUCCCUAUUCCCUGCCAUGAGAAGGAUUUUGCCAAGUACCCCAGGAUUUCGUCGGCUACAGCAUUGUAUAAGAGCAUGAGACGUGUUGGCCUCAACUACGGCCCUCGGUUCCAGGGAAUGGAGGACAUAUCUGCGGAGCCGGGAUCUGGCCGUGUUUCGGCGAGCAUUUCCGACCAUCACGAUUCAAACGAAAGUAGCUACCAGCUGCAUCCUUCAACAAUUGAUUUCUGCCUACAGUUACAGAUUGUUGCUGCAGCAGAGGGACUCCCGUACCGUAUCAACAAUAUUUGCAUGCCAACCUACAUUGAAGAGAUGUAUGUUGGACAGGCUUCAUCAGAGAUGCGUGUCGCAGGUCAGGCCAAUUCCUCCUCCAGGGGAACCAUACGCGGUUCAGCAACAGCCACUUCAGAUGACUUAUUGGCGUUGUCGAUCACAAACGCGCGCUUUAGCGUCCUUGAUGAUAGCGGUGUGGGCCAAGACAAGGAUACGGUGGCCGCGGCUCAGCUGCAGUGGAAGCCUGAUGUAGACUUUGUCUCUCUAAGCGAUCUCAUCCGUCCCCGCAAGUGUCUUCGGGAAGUACUGUCAAAGCUUGAGAGGCUCACUCUACUGUCCAUGGUUAAGACUCUUCAGCUCGUCGAAGGUAUCCAGAUCACCGGCCAUCUUUACAGGUUCCGCUAUUGGCUGGCAUCCCAGCGCACAAGAGCCGCCCAAGGCGAGUAUCGUCAUGUCGAUGACGCCGAGGCAUUGGCCUGCCUUACUGAGCCGCAACUUUCAGCCGAGAUUGAGUCCGCAACGGAAGACGUACGUAAAACUGGAGGUUUUGAGGUAGCGGAACUGAUCCUAAGAGCCAUGUCGAACGCCCCAAAUAUUUUCAACGGCAAGGUCAAACCGAUCGAGGUUCUGAUGGCGAAUGACGGCCUUGGGAAUAUUUACAGGUUCAUUCAAUCCCUCUGCGAUGGCACGCCUUUAUAUGAACUCUUGAGCCAUGCAAACCCAGCUAUGAAAGUACUGGAGAUUGGCGCAGGGACCGGUGGUACAACGGCAGAGAUCCUCCGCGGCUUCACCAGUGAUACCGGGGAGCGUAUGUAUGCGCAAUACGAUUUUACGGAUAUCUCGACUGGCUUUUUCGCCGCGGCGCAAGAAAGAUUCAAGGAGCAUGACGGCAUUGAAUGCAAGGUGCUGGACAUUAGCAAAGACCCAAUUGCGCAGGGCUUCGAGGCCGAAUCUUAUGACUUUAUCGUUGCAUCUAAUGUUCUUCAUGCCACACCAAGUAUUCAAGCAACACUGCGAAACGUGCGGAAGCUGAUUAAGCCGGGUGGUAAACUGUUUCUCCAAGAGUUGAGUCCAGAAUGGCGUAUGAUCAAUUAUAUCAUGGGGUUUCUUUCUGGCUGGUGGCUUGGAGUAUCAGACGAGCGACUCGAUGAACCGUACAUCUCCCCGACCCGAUGGGACUCGGAAUUGAGAGAAGCUGGUUUUUCGGGUACAGAUGCCGUGGUUUACGACGAUGAGACUCCUUACCAAAUCAACGCCAACAUCAUCUCCUCGACGGUUAUUUCGAACAUCUCGCCCGGUGAAGUUAGCAUUCUUGUGGAGUCUUCCAAUGGCCCGGCUAGCCUCCUACAAGAUGCUCUGACCAAAAGAGGCUACAAUGUGUCCCUGUCGUCUCUCGACGAGCUUCCCGACGAUGACGUGGAUGUCAUCUCGCUGCUGGAUCUGGAGUCGCCCUACUUCCAUGACAUCUCAGAUGAGAGGCUGAAGAAGCUACAGACUUACUUGGCUACGUUGCCUCCGGACACUAGCGUUUUAUGGGUAACCGGGCACUCCCAAGUGGGAUGUGAUGAUCCGCGGUACGCUGCCAGUAUCGGAGCAAUCCGUACUAUUCGGUCGGAACUUUCUUUGGACGUGGCGACAUUGGAGUUGGACGUCCGAGAGGACCUUGACGUUGGAAAGGUUGCCGAUGUUUUCCACAAAAUACGGCGCCAGUCGUCUGUUUCGAGCUUGGAUCCCGACCGAGAGUUUGCAGUGCUCGGAGACAAAAUCAUUAUCCCACGUUACAACUGGAUAAACGUACGAGAACAGAGCGCCGACAGUAAGAAAGAAUGGGUACGAAAGCUAGAGACUGGUCGUGUCGGACAAAUUCGGAGUCUGAGAUGGGUUACCAAGUGCCCCGAGGCUUUGGCGGAUCACGAGAUUGAAAUCGAGCCGCGAGCAGUUGGGUUGAACCUCAAGGACAUUUUGUUGUCCACAGGGGCAAUCGAGGCGACCACGUCUGACCUUGGUCAGGAAUGCGCCGGCAUCGUGCGUAAGAUCGGGUCCGCUGUUGACGAUGUCAAAAUUGGCGACCGUGUCAUGGCACUUCAUCACGGUAGUUUUGCAUCUCGGGUUGUUUGUUCGAUGAACGAGGUUGUCGCCGUGCCCGAGACGCUCUCCUUCGAAGAGGCUGCAACUGUGCCUUAUGUUUACUCAACGGCGAUAUACUCGUUGAUCACUGUCGGAGGCUUGGAAAGAGAUCAGUCUGUCUUGAUUCACUCAGCAUGUGGCGGCGUCGGAAUUGCAGCCAUGCACAUAAGCAAAUUGAUCGGUGCCAAGAUAUUUGCCACGGUCGGAAGUCCCGAGAAGGCCCAGUUUCUAGUCAAGAACUUUGGCAUACCCCAGAGUCACAUCUUCAGCUCCAGAGACUCGUCCUUUUACUCGGGCAUCAUGGCUGCAACUAAUGGCUCAGGUGUUGAUUUGGUUUUGAACUCCCUAGCAGGGGAGCUCCUCCACCUGUCGUGGAAGUGUGUUGCAAAGUUUGGCAAAUUGCUGGAGCUGGGCAAGCAAGACUUUGCAGGCCAUGGCCAACUCGGAAUGGACAACUUCGAGGCGAACCGGACAUUUUGUGGCAUUGAUAUAUCGCAGUUGGCUCUCGAGAGACCAAAGGUUCUCAAGAAGCUACUUGAACGUUGCACGAGCCUCCUCGACAGCGGCAGGAUAAAGCCCAUCAACCCAGUCACCGCGUUUAAAGCCACAGAUAUAAUCGAGAGUUUUAAAUAUCUACAGGCGGGAAGUCACAUCGGAAAGGUGGCCGUCUCAAUGCCCGAUAAAUUCAGCGAACUUCCCGUAGCGCCCGUCACAUCCAAGGCUCAGUUCAAACCUGAUGCUUCGUAUCUCCUGGUCGGCGGUCUUGGUGGACUGGGUCGCACCAUUUCAACGUGGAUGGUGGAUAACGGCGCUCGCCAUAUCAUCUAUCUCUCCAGGUCGGCGGGACAGUCGAAUCGAGACAAGACAUUUAUUCACGAGCUGGAAUCACAAGGUUGCGCAGUGCAGUGCGUUGCAGGAAGAGUCGAAGACCCCGAGGCUGUGACGAGGGCGGUCAACAACGCAGCUAAGCCAAUAUCUGGAGUGCUCCAUAUGUCUCUAGUGCUAAGGGAUCGCAAUAUUCUAAACUACUCUCACGAGGACUGGCACGCGGCGGUCAAGCCAAAAGUAGACGGCGCAUGGAAUCUGCACCAUGCGCUCGCCAACACGAAGCUGGACUUCUUCGUCCUAUUCAGCUCGAUCUCAUACGUCGUCGGACAGUCAGGUCAAGCAAACUAUGCUGCCGCGAACGGGUUCCUCGCUGCGUUCGCCCAGUACCGCCACGCGCAGGGCCUGCCGGCGUCUGUCAUGGACAUCGGGAUGGUGGAGGACGCCGGAUAUCUUUCCGAGAACGCUGCCAUUCUCGAACAGUUCAAGGCACUUAACUACCACACACUGAGGGAAGCUGAUCUUCUGCAAGCUCUGACAUACUCUAUAAGCCGCCAGGGACUACAACCACUAUCGACUUCAAACGGAAACUGGGUGAACUCUGCUGAGAUCGCUGUAGGUCUGGGUAGCACCAAAGCCUUCCAAGACCCCAGCAACCGCAUCCCAUGGAGGAGGGACGCUCGAAUGGGUGUGGCCCACGUCAAAGGCUCGGCGAGGGCGGCGCAGGCAGAGCCAGAAAGCCAAGGCCUGGCACAGUUUCUAGGCAAGCUCGCUGCCGACCCAUCUGCAUUAGAUGCGACGGAGAGUCGAGAUUUCUUGACGGCCCGGAUCGGCGACACUAUUUAUGGGAUGAUGAUGAAGAACAAGGAUGAAGUCAACGUGAACUUGCCCUUGGCUGCCCUUGGCGUCGAUUCACUUGUCGCCAUUGAGAUACGAGACUGGUGGCAGCGCACCUUUGGUCUACAUGUCAACGUGCUGGAAAUCAUGGGCGCGAGUGGAAUUCGAAUGCUGGGACACAUGGCGGUGGACGGCCUGAAAAGGGUUCGGCUGCAGCGUGAUGGGUCAGGACGUAGCUAA